Messenger RNA from Cydia pomonella (codling moth), 3294 nucleotides. RefSeq lists its product as uncharacterized. The transcript has 2 exons. Lineage: Eukaryota; Metazoa; Arthropoda; Insecta; Lepidoptera; Tortricidae. Gene Ontology annotation, molecular function: DNA binding. The record is from RefSeq and is a predicted model, not a curated record. The coding region runs from base 264 to 1559 and encodes 431 amino acids. Gene Ontology annotation, biological process: DNA integration; DNA recombination.
AUCAAUCAUUAUACUCAAGCUUGUCCUCGAGGUUAGCAUUUAUCACAUGUAGUAACACAUACGGUGUCGCCAUUCACGCACUUUAUUUCGGAGACUUAGCGGCAAAAACAUUUGCUCAAACAUUUUUUUUUUUUUUUUUUUGGCGGGUAUAUUGUAACUUAUCUUACCUGGCUUCUACCCGAAUUCGCGCCAUCAUCAUUUCACAUUUCAGUGCUCCGCCACUCCGCACGUGAAAAAUUACGCCGCGAAUAAACGAAAUAAUCAUGGUCAAACGUACACGUACGAAUUCAAAUGAUUAUGAGUGCAUUGCGAGAAAAGUUAAAAAACUCGAACGCAUGUUAAUUCGUGCACGGCGUAAACGUAGUGAUCGACAAGGAUCUGUCGCAUCGCUGUCGCCGUCUUCCGGAUCACAAUCGUCGUCGUCCAGUUCAUCUUCGUCACGGUCCAGGUCAGCUUCACCGCGCCCGCGGCACCGCGCACCCUCAAGACCUCGUUCGUCGCAGGAGCCGAUAAUCAUUGAAGACGUGCCCGACAACGAACAGGAAUCCAGUGUAAGGGUCAUCCACCCCGCGCCCGUCCGGCCAACGGAAAGAUUGGCCACACCUCUUCAGAUGCGCGCAGCAGAGAGCCCAGCAGCGCCUGCUCCACCGCUGACGAGAAGGUCUGCGCCUGCUUUACUUUCGACAAGCGCCGAGCCAGCCCCGACCCCACAAUUAUGCGUCGCUCAGGAGGUAAACAACUCACCAACAUCGUUGCCGCUAGGCGAGCCAGCUAUGGACGCCUCUGACGCAAUGGAUCUCGACGAAGAUCUCCUUAAAAUAUUAGGGGACGACCCCUCUCAAGUCAGAGUCUACGGCAAGGAGGUCAGACCUGAUCUUGCAGUACGCUUGCAACAUAUAGCUACUAAUGGGCUAGGUAAAGAUACACGUAAGGAACUUUUAGACAGGUACUUACCUCCUGCAAAUAGCGCCUUGAUUGAUGCACCUACCCUCAAUCCUGAGGUAAAAGCCGCCGUCCAUGAACAUGUCUUUAAGAGGGACAAAAGCAUAGAAAUACGACAGAAACAGAUUUCAUCUGCAAUUUCCGCCUUAUCAGAGAGCCUUACCUUGCUCUUGACUGAACAACCAAAGAACACAAAGCUGAUACAGCUAUUAAUGGACUCUUGUAAGAUUCUAUGUGACAGUCAGCACGCAGAAUCGUUAGUUAGGAGGAACUUUAUUCUUCAUAACUUAAAGAAGGAGCUUAAAGACGAAUUACAAACAACCAAAAUUGACAAGUUACUCUUCAGUCAGGAACUUGCGGAAAAAAUAAAAGCCGCUAAGGCCAUAAAUAAAUCAGGAGAUGAUUUGAAAGCCACACCAUCGACCUCAGGUCUGCAGGCUAAGAAGAACAAUAAUAAUAAAGUACCCCCCAAGAAUUUAAACUGGCGAGGUCCUCCCCAGAAUUAUUACAGGCCGAAGGGUACUCAGAGGACGAAGGAGCCUGCACUGAAGAGCCGUCGCGACAACUCCUCGAGAAAAUCAUCGCAUCCGCAUCACAGGCGCAGCACCCGCCGAUAGAUAUGGUAAAGUUUGCCGGCCGCUUAGCUCACUUCAGCUAUCACUUCACUGCAGUGGUCACUUCUAACUAACGACAAAAUUAUACUCUCGUGGAUACAAGGUUAUCAAAUACCCUUUUCAAGGCCUGUCGUACAGCGUACGCCACCUGCCCCUAGGGCGUAUUCUGAUUCAGAGAGAACACAGUUCCGACAUUCUGUUAGCGACCUACUAUGCAUAGGCGCCAUUUCGGAAUGUCAGAGCUGUGAAGGCCAAUUUAUAUCCCCAGUUUUUUUGGUACCUAAACCGAACGGAAAAAUGAGAUUUAUCUUAAAUUUGAAAGAGCUAAACAAAUUUAUAAAUACAAAACAUUUUAAACUUGAAGACCUACGCACGGCCUUGAAAUUAAUAUCUAAGGAUAGCUAUAUGUGUAACCUAGAUCUCAAGGACGCGUACUUUUUAAUACCAAUACAUGGAUAUUUUAAAAAGUACCUUAGAUUUACUUUCCAAAAUAAAUUAUAUCAGUUCAAUGUCUUGCCGUUCGGUUUAAACAACGCACCUUAUGUUUUCACUAAAAUUAUGAAGCCAAUCAUUAGUCUGCUUAGAUCUUGCGGCUAUCUGUCCACCGUGUACCUUGACGAUUUGUUAUUGAUAUCUAGGUACCCUAAUACAUGUCUAGAAAAUGUAUCAGACACUAUAAACCUUUUACAAUCCCUAGGUUUCAUUGUAAACCAUGAAAAGAGUAAUUUAACGCCUCAUGCGAGUUGUAAAUUUUUGGGAUUCAUCAUAGACUCAAAAAAUUUAGAGGUUACUUUACCACUGAAAAGAAAUUGAAAAAAUUAAAUCUGAAAUGAACACAUUCCGUAAUUAGAAACGUUGUUAAAUUAGAGAUUUUGCUCGUGUUAUGGGUUUACUUACUUCGGCAUGCCCAGCUGUCGAAUAUGGUUGGCUUUACAUCAAAGAACUAGAGCGUUGUAAAUAUUUAAAUGUAAUUGAUGAUGACAAUUUUGAUAAGUAUAUGACAAUUAUGAUAAGUAUUGUCUAGAGAUCUAUAGUGAUGCCUCAACUAUGGGAUGGGGGGGCCGCCUGUGGUAACGACCGGGGUAGUGGGUUGUGGAGCGCCGAAGAACGCUCACAACACAUAAAUUAUUUAGAGAUUUUGGCCGCCUUUUUUGGACUUAAAGUUUUCGUAAAGUCUUAUCAUGACUGUCAAAUUCUUUUAAGAAUUGACAAUACAACGGCUAUUUCCUACGUUAACCGCAUGGGUGGUGUACAGUUUCCACACCUUACAGACGUAACAAGAAAGUUAUACUUUGUUCGCAUCUUACAUAAGCUCUGCUGAUAAUGUUAUCAGCGUCUGCGAUUAUGUAAUCGCAGACGCUGAAUCUCUUCGAGUCUAUCCAGAUAUAGAGUGGGAACUGUCACAAUAUUAGUUUCAAAAAAUUGUAAAAGAAUUCGGAUCUCCUUAUAUAGAUAUUUUUGCAAGUAGAAUUAACAAAAAAUGUAAAAAAUAUAUUUCAUGGCACAGGGAUUCUGAUGCCUUUAAUAUAGAUGCAUUUACAGUGCCGUGGUCAAGUUUCUAUUUCUACGGCUUCCCGCCUUUUGCAGUCAUUCUUAAGACACUAAGAAAAAUAAUAAAUGACAAAGCUCACGGAAUUAUCGUAGUCCCACUUUGGCCCACUCAACCGUGGUACCCAUUGUUCAAAGCCUAUUAGCUUCUAAACCUUUAUUUUUUCAAACCGAAUAAAGAUCUUAUUAU